Messenger RNA from Lolium perenne, 2247 nucleotides. RefSeq names its product protein CNGC15b. Gene Ontology annotation, biological process: monoatomic ion transport; transmembrane transport. The record is from RefSeq and is a predicted model, not a curated record. Lineage: Eukaryota; Viridiplantae; Streptophyta; Magnoliopsida; Poales; Poaceae. Gene Ontology annotation, molecular function: monoatomic ion channel activity. Gene Ontology annotation, cellular component: membrane.
CUGCUGUUUGCAGAUCAUACAAGUGCACUUGCUUAUAAGUAAGCCGCCAUGUAUGCGUGAUAGUUUUGACCAGAAACUGUUAAAGAGCAGCAUGGCAUGCUGCUCUUCACGAAACGUCAGGUUUCAGAACGAUCUCGAGAUCCAACACUUGAAAGCAAGCUCCUUGGAGAGCCCAUCAACGAGCAGAAAGCAGAGCAAAUUACCUCACGAUCCAAGGAAAUGCAAUCUACGCUCCCGGGGCUGCCCGGAGAGGUCGUGUAGAAGCCUCAAGGACAGGGUGCUGUCGCGGGCGUUCUCGGAGGAGCUGGACUCGCUGAUGCACUCAGGCAACCAGCUUCUCUUUGACCCCCGCGGCCGGGUGAUCCACCUGUGGAACAAGAUCUUCCUCACGGCGUGCCUGUUCUCGCUCUUCGUCGACCCCUUGUUCCUCUACCUCACUGGGACACAGCAGAACAUGUGCAUCGAGUUCAAGUACUCCCUGGCGCUGACGCUAUCCAUGAUACGAUCGCUGCUGGAUGUCUUCUACGCGGUCCACAUCUUCCUCCGCUUCCGGACGGCCUUCAUCGCGCCGUCUUCCCGGGUGUUCGGGAGAGGGGAGCUUGUGAUUCAGCCCUACAAGAUUGCCAGGAGGUACCUCUCAUGUACCUUCUGUUUCGAUCUCAUCACCGCACUGCCUCUACCACAGUUUGUGAUCUGGGUUGUCGUGCCUAAGAUGAAGGAAUCUGCAACGGCAAACCGGAAGGACAUCCUUCGCUUCAGCAUCAUCUUCCAGUACCUCCCCCGGCUUUUACAGAUCUUCCCGCUCACAAGGCAGAUCGUCAUGGCCACCGGAGCCAUGACGGAGAACGCAUGGGCCAGCGCCGCAUACAACCUCAUACUCUACAUGCUCGCAAGCCAUGUGCUGGGAGCCUUGUGGUAUCUCUUCUCGGUGCAGAGGCAGGAAGCAUGCUGGAGAGAGGCGUGCCAUCUGGAGGCCCCCAUGUGUCAGACUGAGUUCUUCGACUGCAAUACUGUCAGCAGCAACAGGACCAUCUGGUACGAGCUGAGCAACAUAACAAGCCUGUGCACUCCGAGCAAUAGCUUCUACCAGUUCGGGAUUUACGCAGAAGCGUUUGACUAUAAGCUAACGACGUCGGCGUUCACGGAGAAGUACUUCUACUGCUUCUGGUGGGGACUAAAGAACCUGAGUUGCUUAGGACAGAACCUCGCGACAAGCUUGUUCAUUGGAGAGAUAACAUUUGCAAUCGUCAUUGGUGUUCUUGGGCUGGUCUUGUUUGCCCUGCUCAUUGGCAACAUGCAAUCUUACCUCCAAGCAACGAUGAUCCGGCUAGAGGAGUGGCGGACGAAGCGGACCGACAUGGAGCGUUGGAUGCACCACCGGCAGAUACCCCAGCCGCUGAAGCAGUGCGUGAGGAGGUACCAGCAGUACAAAUGGGUGGCCACCCGGGGCGUCGACGAGGAGGCCUUGCUCAAGGACCUCCCCAUGGACAUCCGUCGUGACAUCAAACGCCACCUCUGCCUUGACCUCGUCCGAAGAGUGCCGUUGUUCGACGAGAUGGAUGAGCGGACGCUGGAGGCCAUCUGCGAGCGGCUGCGCCCGGCACUGUAUACCCGGGGCACACGUCUGGUGCGCGAGCUGGACCCCGUGGACUCCAUGCUCUUCAUCAUCCGGGGGUACCUCGACUCAUACACGACGCAGGGUGGGAGGUCUGGUUUCUUCAAUUCGUGCCGAAUUGGAGCAGGGGAGUUCUGCGGAGAGGAGCUCCUGACAUGGGCGUUGGACCCGAGGCCCUCCGAGUACCUGCCACGGUCCACGCGCACUGUGCGGGCAGUGUCCGAAGUCGAGGCAUUCGCACUCGUCGCGGAGGACCUCAGGUUCGUGGCAUCACAAUUCCGGCGCCUACACAGCGCGCGGAUCAGGCACAGGUUCCGGUUCUACUCGCACCAGUGGCGGACGUGGGCGGCGUGCUUCAUUCAGGCCGCAUGGCGCCGGCACAAGCGUCACCGAGCGUCCAUGGAGCAGAGGAUGCCCGAGGCCGGUGACGCGCGGACAGGAGGGCGAGUGAGGUGUCGUCGUCACAGUAUCGACGGCAAGGCGCUCAAGAAGCCCAUGGAGCCAGACUUCACAGAAGAACAAGAUGACUGAAUUGUUUUUUCCUUGUCAUUUAACUUGAUCGGUGUAACAGAAUUGUUGAUGAGUCUUACUGCUUAUAUUCUGGAAUUAUCGGUUUACAUUUCUUGCUCUAA